GUACCUCCCAUUAAACCCAAAGAAAAGAACACUUUCGUUAUAACUGAGUGUGAAUCCAUCAAAAUUACUCUUAAAGCGCCCGAAGUUUUUGCUUCAUUAUAUAUAUCGGCAAUACAAGUUGGGUUAACUCUGUGUGCUGUAACAGACCAUCAUCAUUUCUAGUGGAAGAUCCUGGUUCAAUGCCAGCUGCAAUCGACAUGGAUGAUUCGUUAGACAUCGAUGAAUCGUUGAUCCCGGUUAGGGAUCUCAAGCCUGCCAGUCAGAGCACCAUCUCUUUUGAUGGGAUGUUGUCAAACCCUCUACUUCUCCAGGAGGAUCUAAAGGAAGGGUGUGGAGGCCAGCUAUGGCCAGCGGGGAUGGUCCUGUCGAAGUACUUGCUACGCCAACAUCACUCUAGCUUUCUCGGUAAAACAAUAGUUGAACUUGGAGCCGGCGGCGGUCUUGUCGGCCUUGCGCUUGCACGCGGAUGUCACCCUGAGAUGCCACGUAUUUACAUUACGGAUCAAGCUCCCAUGUUGCCCCUUAUGAAAACGAACAUCAAGCUCAACAAUCUUUCUUCUACAGUCGAGGCUACAGUACUAAACUGGGGAGACUCCCUCCCAGACUGCAUUCCGAAGCAUCCCGCAAUUAUCCUCGCCGCUGACUGUGUUUACUUUGAGCCCGCCUUCCCGCUUCUAAUCUCGACCUUGAACGAUCUUCUUGGUCCAGAGUCCGUCUGUUACUUCUGCUUUAAGAGGCGUAGAAGAGCAGACCUUCGUUUCAUGAAACAUGCAAGGAAGAUGUUUGAUGUGGACGAGAUCCGAGAUGACCCUGAAGCGGAGACUUACCGGCGGGAGAACAUUUUCCUCUACCAGAUACGUCUGAAGUCGAGCAAGAGGGGUGUCUAGAUAGUCUAGCUAUAGAAUAAAACUACUAGGAAGUGAUGUAUGCGACCCUAUC
Messenger RNA from Aspergillus welwitschiae, 939 nucleotides. Its product is annotated as putative methyltransferase-domain-containing protein. The coding region runs from base 180 to 887 and encodes 235 amino acids. The transcript has 2 exons. The record is from RefSeq and is a predicted model, not a curated record. NCBI's taxonomy places the organism in Eukaryota, Fungi, Ascomycota, Eurotiomycetes, Eurotiales, Aspergillaceae.